Molecule: messenger RNA, 8941 nt
Organism: Hylaeus anthracinus
Lineage: Eukaryota; Metazoa; Arthropoda; Insecta; Hymenoptera; Colletidae
Product: casein kinase I-like
Exons: 10
Coding region: 1409-2638 (409 amino acids)
Biological process (GO): signal transduction; endocytosis; peptidyl-serine phosphorylation
Cellular component (GO): nucleus; cytoplasm
Molecular function (GO): ATP binding; protein serine/threonine kinase activity
Source: RefSeq, a predicted model, not a curated record
UUUGAUUUAUUUCGUACAACAUUUAAACUUUAACGUCUAUAUUUAUACAAAAAUGCACGCGUUAAUAAAGUAAUAAAUGCAAAAUAGAAAAUAAUGAGGUAUUCUGUCGUGGCAAAAUAUUAUUGCAUAACUUGCAAACACUAAUCUGUUGUAAUAAUGCAUGUAUCUUAUUAACUUUCCUUUUUCCUUUUAAAGCCAGGUAGACUCGUAGAGCUCACCAUUCAAAUAGUAAACUGUUUAUUUUAUUUUCUAGCCGGAUUCAGUACAACUAAAGUGACAUACUAUUUUAUUUGAAACAAGCGACUUGAAUUUAAAAGAUAACAUCGACUGAAUUCUUAAUACGAUUAAUCCUAUCGACAAAGAAUUUCUGUUUAAAAACAGAGUCUGAUACGGCGGGCUAUCAACGCUUUAAAAACUAGCCUUUGUUGAGAUUCAAUAAUAUUUCGAAUGACAUCGGUACAAAUACAAACGCUAUCGAACACUAUUCAACCAGUGUUCACCAGAUGACGCGGAAGUUUUUCAGGCGUGUCGAAAUGCGGUUCGUGUGCCUUCGGCGUUCGUCGUGCGUCGCCGUGGUGGUCGGCGGUCGGGAGUAAGCGAGCGUGCGACACUGAGAACAGGACUUGUCCAGUACAAGCGUUGUAGAAAGUGAGCGAAAGUGAUAUACAGUGUCGUGAUAAAUUCGCGUGCGAACGGUCGGUCGGUCGAUUCCUCGGUCGUGUGUUUGGAAAAAAAAUUGUACGGGUCGCGUUCGCGCGUAAAAGGCAACGAUUAAGGGGGGGUGAGCGUUCGCAACGGUGUGGAUCGUGGACGGCCAUAACUGGUGUGUCUGCCAUUCUGUCUCCGGUGCAGGAUCUACGUAGCGAAAGGGCAGAUGCCCUUACCCGGUUCGCGCUGCUCUGUCCGGAUCGACGUGGUGUUGCAAGAUCCGGUGGUGUUGUUCGUCGCGGCGCGUUCUCGGGCUUACUAAACCCGCGAAGUACAAGGACGAGUGAUCAGCCGCCCCCCGUGGGGGGCAAGGAUUUCGGGUACGACAGUCUCCUCGACGGUGGCCUCUGUGUGGUGAACUCUGUCUGGCAGCAACGGCAGCAGCGCCGUCAACAACAACGGCGAAAACGACAGCAGCGCCAUCAGCAGCGCGGCCGCCAUCGCAGCGAGAAGAAGAAGAGACAGCAGCAGCAGCAACUAUUACUUCGAGGAGAGAAAGAAGAAGAAAUGCCCGUAGGUCCGCGAACGGCGACGCGAUCAAAGAUGGAGGCCCCGUCCAGUUUGUAACACGGCGGCCAGGUCUCGUUUAAACAUCACCACCAACGGGAGCCUCUGAGAGCGCUCCUCGGAGUCGGCUGCCUAAAAGUCGUCUUUCCUUGCUCCGUGCUACUUUUCUUCGCGAGACCCGCGAGCCUGAAGGAUGGAGCUACGCGUUGGUAAUAAGUACCGGCUAGGACGGAAAAUCGGGAGCGGCUCCUUCGGCGACAUUUACCUAGGUACCAACAUCUCCACCGGCGAGGAAGUCGCCAUCAAGCUAGAAUGCAUAAAAACGCGGCAUCCGCAGUUGCACAUAGAGUCCAAGUUCUACAGGAUGAUGCAAGGAGGCGUUGGCAUACCUACUAUAAAAUGGUGUGGCUCGGAAGGUGACUACAAUGUAAUGGUAAUGGAGCUACUUGGUCCGUCGCUGGAGGAUCUCUUUAAUUUCUGUUCAAGAAGAUUUUCUUUAAAGACAGUUUUGCUUCUCGCCGAUCAGUUGAUAAGUAGAACGGAUUAUAUUCAUAGUCGUACCUUCAUCCAUCGAGACAUCAAGCCAGACAAUUUUUUGAUGGGACUAGGAAAAAAAGGAAAUCUCGUGUACAUUAUAGACUUCGGAUUAGCUAAGAAAUAUCGCGAAGUUCGUACUCACAAACACAUACCUUACCGAGAGAACAAGAAUCUGACGGGAACGGCCAGAUACGCGAGUAUCAACACACAUUUGGGAAUCGAGCAAUCACGGCGAGACGACCUUGAAUCCUUGGGGUACGUUCUUAUGUACUUCAACAGGGGUAGUUUGCCCUGGCAAGGUUUGAAAGCAGCGACCAAGAGGCAGAAAUACGAACGUAUCUCCGAAAAGAAAAUGUCCACACCCGUCGAGGAACUCUGCAAAGGUUAUCCCGUAGAGUUUGCGUCGUACCUAAGGUAUUGCCGAGGAUUACGUUUCGAGGAGAGGCCAGAUUACUCGUAUCUUCGACAACUCUUCCGAACGCUAUUCCACGGGCAGGGUUUCACUUACGACUACGUGUUCGAUUGGAAUAUGCUGAAGUUCGGUAACGUGAGGCAACCGACGUUGCCCUCGGCGCAACAGGUGCCGAUGCACUCUCAACAAACGAACGCGGCGCUGCCGUCCGGGACCAAUAACGAUCAAGAACAGCGAUCAAGGCCCUACACGCGGCAGUGUCUGGCGAACGCAUCGGUGCCGACGGUGGGCCCGACAGUGGGAACAACCUCAAAUAUGAGAAGUAUGCGGCAAAAACGCGAGGCGAUGGAAGCACUUCGCGAUCAGGACAAUCAAGAUAAGAGUGAUCUCCAAGCGUCGGGCGCGGUCGGCCAGGAGCGAAGGGUCAGUAUGAGGUUGCACCGUAAGGGAGAAAUGCAGCCGAAGUCCAAGUAACCGAAAGCUAAGACACUAAUUCUAAAUCACGAAAGUAGGCAAAGAAUGGGCGAUAGUAUCUCCUGUGCCACGGUAGCGGACGCCGGCGAAAAACUGAAAUCGUGGAUAAACGUUCGCCUCGCGAUCCUUCUCUCUCUGACCUCGUCGCCUCAUCCCUCUCGAAACUCUCGCUCUCGUUGCGAUAACUUGGACGAUCGCGGCUCGUCUCGAAUUCUCUGCCGUCUCAGAGAACUCGGCCGCACGUUAGGUAAACGCGGCGCCGAGAACGAGCCAGUGCCGAGACGAUCACGAUGACGGCACGUCGAAACGAGACGGAAGAGCUCACACGUUGAUCGCCCGCCGAAAGUAGAAACGCCUAGACGACAGGGCGAGAGGAGGAGAGACACGGACAACGGGAGCCGAUCGGAAGAGAGAAGGAAAUCGCAAACGGCGACGGGAAUGGCGAAGUUUCGGUGACGAAAAUCAUUUAACAGUGAGGACGGUGUCGCGCUAAUGUCGCUGUUUUGUGUGUCUUUUGUUUUGGAAGCGCCAAUGCGACGACAAUGGCCCCGCCCUGGGUCAGAAUUGCAGCCGAUGAUCUCGACGAGUGAAUCAACAGCAGCAGCAAUAGCAGAUACGUCGUUGUCGUCGUCUUCUUCAGCAUAGAGCCGUGACCCUCCGUAGGCGGCGAAUCCAGUGACCUAUAUCGCGGAAGACUGUCCAGGUCGACGAUCCAUUCGACCGAGCGUGAUCUACGAGAACCAGCGUUGGGCAUAAUCCAUGAUUACGAUUACCGAGUAAUCACUAGUCAUGAUUAACGAAUAAUCAGACACGAUUAGCUCCGACCGAUCACCGAUUUCUCAUUGUACACUCUAAAUGUAGCUUAGAAACUAAAUUUCAUUGUUGAAGGCGAGAAGAUAUCGAAACUGUUCUCGAUAUUCAGUUACUCGAUCGGUUGCUGUGCAACGUGUAACGAUAUGUCUAAUACUGUAUCAGUUUAAUAGAACAGUAAAUGUACCGAGCAAAAUUCACCGACCGUUUAUGUACGCCUUUUAUAUAUACCUAUAUAUAUAUAUAUUAUUAUUCGAUGUAUUAGAGCGUAUACAUACGCCUUUAUCAUACAAUUUUCUGAAAAUGUGCGUUACAGUGUAAGGAUGAAUAACGAAUGCAUACAUUCACUGCUGAAUUUCGUCUGGAUUAGGUUAGAUUCUGGUUAGUUCUCGCUAGAAUUCAUGGAAAAUAUGUGUACGUUCGUUGUAGUUCGCGCUUUCACUGUAACACACGUAUUGUACGAUUAUCGCAAGUAAUCACUGCCCAACGCUGGCUCUUUGGAGUCCGACCCGCGUUCUCUACUAUCUGGUCUGUCUGACAGAGACGAGCAAAAUUUUCCUCGAAUUAUAUCUGUCAAAAACAAACGUAGAACGAUUCAAUCGCUCGAACACAAGCUCCACUUUUCGUUCAACCAAUAAGGAAUAAAACGUUGUCGACCUUUUAUCGGUGACUGUUAUCUGGACAGGAGUUUUGCUCAUCUCUAGCGUCUUCAUGAUCCACUCAGAACGGUCGCGCGAGGUGAUCCAGUCGCCCGGAUGCGGAGCAAACCCUGCUCGAAGAACGAUCGCGGCGAAACGAUCUAGAUGGGACGAUUUAGGUGUCCAAGUCGACCGCCGUUUUAGAACCGACUACGUAAUAGCGCCCAGACGCGAGUAAUCGUAUCAUUGUCCGCGCGAGCCACGAUUGCCUGGGAAAACAGCACUCGCGACGAACAUGGUUCGAUCGAUAGAGAAGGACAACGCGUAUACAUAUGCACAGAUUGUUCGUGGUGUUUCGACGAAGGACGCACUGCAGGGGUCUGUGAUUCUUAAGCGUCCCACAGACUGCUCCGACGUGACUUGGGCCCACGCUUUAGGGUAUAUCGGCGAAUGUACAGUACGCGACUUCGAUGAUGGUCCUUGCUGUUGCCACGAUUUUGCUGGACACGAGUCUUCCUGCGUCUUGGAACGAAUACCGAUAGCGAACCAGAGAUCUCGCGUUUCUUUUAUUUUGUUUUUUUUUUUUUUUUUUUUUUUAAAUAAGAGGCACUCCUCUUCCCGGAUCGCAAAGUUCGACUGAAGUUUCUUCAGGCAAACUCGACUUUCGGAUUCUCGGCUCGAGGCUGCUUCGAUAUUCAAAGAACGGUGGCUCGAACGCGCCGAGAAUUCGAUUCGAGCGUAAUUGUAUAGAUAUAUGUAGCAUACCGAACGAACACCAUGAUUUGUACAUAGACGAAAUCGCGCGUCGAACGACGCUCACGACAGAGCUGUGACACGUGAUACCUAACGAUGUGUCGCUAGGAGAAAAAUCAGUCGUCGAGUAAUUUUUCUCGGGUGAGCCCAAUUUAGUUCAAUGAUGUAACGAAUACAAUGGUUUCGUUAACGGCGAGUUAACCCGUCGGCUGAGCGUCGAAGAUUCGUCCCGUCGGCGCUCUGGUUUAACGAUCGUACGGAAUAUAGUACAAUGACCUCGCGGCGAGCGAAUACAGUCGGUAUGUUUGUUUCACCGAGCGUAAACGCUUCGCUCGGUUCUGUCGGAUCAGUGCUUCUCAAACUUCCUGGAGCUCGGAUCGCUCGGCAAUUUUUCGCGGACCCACUCGAAAACAGUAAAUGAAAAUAUAAAGGGAUAUCGAGAAACAGCGUCGCUCGUAUUACCCGAAGAAAAUAAUUGUUUGAUUUAUCGUAACACGUGAUACGAGUAAGCGACCAAUUUGUUCGAUUUAUAUUUUCAUUCGAUUUUGUCGUUGUUGUUUAUAAAAACCUGAAUCAUUGUAGAUGGCGCGCUGCCACGACCUAAUUUCAGGUCGAGAUUGAGUCAUGGAUUGAGAGGCACUGCGUUAGACGUUGAAGCAUCACGGCGAAUCGCGCCAACAUCGAUCAAAGCGUACUGUACAGUUCGCGUCCGCGCGUAAAUCUGAUCGUCGAUCGAUUCAUUCGGACGGAGGUGGCGAUCGUUUCGUGUCCUUAUCAAACAGACGAUUCGCGGCUUCUCGUUGAUCAGCGUAUCACCUCUCCUCGAUCUGCUGCGUCCUCCUCUAUUUUUUUUUCUUCUUUAACGCGAAAAGCCGAUUUUCGGUGGCGAAACGAAGUCGAGGAGGUGGCGAGAAAUCCGUUUGGCGAACGGUACCAUACCCAGCCUUCUACGCCAUUUAGGUUUGGCUCUGUUUACGAUUGUCUUUAAACAUAGGAAAUUGUUAUUUUAUUGUAGAACGCGAUUCAGAAUCAAGAGAAAGGAGGAAUUGGGCGAGAAGAUUGCCAGUAAACACCACCAAACCCUAUCUUCUCCGAUGCAUUAGAAAAGUCUUUCCGUAGUCCGGGUUGUCCGACGACGAGCGGAAGAGUCUCGAAGCUCGGGUCUGCGAAUCAGGUGACAAACCAAGCGAAACAAAUCCCGUAUAAUUCUGUUACUUUGCUGUAAAGAUGUGUGUACCAAUUAAUUUUAUUAGAAUCAUGCGAAAUGUUGCUAAAUCUUUUAUUUUUAUAGACUCUAAGCGAUUCGAGCGAACUCCGAGAUCGUCGAGCCUUUUAUUGUUUCAGGUUUAUUCGAUCAUGGAAAUUGACUAGUCCUUACAUAUCGAACAUUUUUUCAUGCUCGAAAAAUUGAAUUCUGUUUUACGAGACGCGUCCAUUAAAGAGCUACGGUCGCUCACGUGUGUCUACGUAUGCGAUCUUGACGAAGGACUUUCCUAAAGCAUCGUACUUAAUCACUGUGCUGUUAUGCGUGUCCCACGUGCUAUGCCUUUUGCGUUGAGAACGUGCACGGAAAAAAUUUCGCGUGUCCAGACUUAGGAAGGAUAGGAAAGGCCGAGGGAAAAAGUAGAAAGAUAAGAUUUUGUAAACAAUUUUCUUGCGAAAACUGAAUUUAUUUCUCGCAGAGAUCGCACAGGGAACGAUCGAACACAGGCUGCUCCGACGUGACGUGGGCUCACGUCACGUCGGAGCAGUUUGUGGGACGCUUUAAUCUCCUUUCGUCCCCCGCGCGUCCACUUCCAUUCUCGUUCUUCACAAACAAAUUUUCCACCCACGUCACUUCCCGUUUCGCUCCUCUCAUCCUACCAUCCUCAUCCUUUUCCUCCUCCUCAUUCCCGGAUCAACAUCUUGUAUAGACAUUCGUCGACGAGUUGCAUACAAAAAAAAGAAACAAAAAAAUUAUGCGAGUAAACAAAAAAUAACGUGAUAAGAAAACUGGUUAUACAUAAAUAUAUAUUAUACCGACACAUGUUUUUCUAUGUAAUUUUUUUAUUUUUUUUUUUUUUUUUAUUUUUCAUAGGGUACUACUACCGCUACUAUUAUUACUAUGUACGAUUAACUAUUUACUAUUAACUACUACCAGCUAUUACUAUUACCAUUACAACUACCGCUGCUUCUACCGUUAAUUACACUAUUCGCUACGUUGUAACUUGUACAAAGAACACGAAUCGAUCGCAACGAUCUACUCGGAAACUUGCAACGGAAGUUUCUCUCGUCGACCGUACGCGAGAGAACCGGAAGCGACGGGUCCGCGAUUUCGGUUUCCGUCGCGUGUCGCGAUCAUAGCGCGUUCCUCUCGUUUUUGCCUCCGUAUUUCUGUUCUCUGUCCUCUGCGCUCUCGCGGACGCCGCUUGCUCCUCUAAUUUAAACCCAUGGGAAUUAUCGAUCGGAUUAUUGUUAACGAUGUUUCGGCAGUAGCGACGCAAGCGCGAAGGAAUUGCCUUUGUCCUCUCGAUUGUAAAUUGUUACGAGUAAGAGUUACGAUAUACUUGAACAACUACCUUUGUACCAAUUAUCAACGUAAUUAGGGACGAUCAUUACAAAUAUUGCGUGAUAUACUGCUUCACGAAUUUCGUUAAUUUUGUACAGAACGAUACCCGUAAUAAUUACUUUUUGUAAUCGUUAUUCGAUGUCAACGUCUCGACCCCUUCCAUCGUUCUCAUUCUUUUUCACUCUUUUAUUUUCGAUUAACGCGCAUUCUUCGCUCGAGGAACGUCUCCUCGAUGCAAUCGCGACGACGAUUUCAUUUCGAUUCACAUAAUUUAAGAUUCGUUCAAGUUAGAUUCGAUGUCGAUGCUACAUCGAAAUCAUUUUUUCGUUAGCGAUCGUUCUCGAAAUUCUUAGCAGAUUUAUGUUUGGUGCAAUUUGCGAUAGAGUAGUCGAAUCGAGGAGGAUUCCUCGAGUCGUCAACCUCGGACGAGACAAACACUGCCAGCGCGAGCGAAUGUUCUCGCGUUUCCAAUCAUGACUGACAAGAUACGCGGAAACCGUUCCGACCUCGUCGCUUCCCACCCCUUCCCCCACCCCCCACCCCCACGAAGGUUCUCGAAUCAAAUCAUUCCCGAGGUGAUCGACGCCAGCGUAAAACGAGGAGCAACCGAAUCCUCCGGUUCCGUUUCAUUUUUUUAACCGAGCACAGUUCGCGUCGCACGAAACACGUCUCUCGUCGCGAAAUCCCGACUUCGCCGCUCGCUCCUGUAACGCACCGACUGCGCGAACCGAUUUUAUUCAAAAUUUCUCUAUAUUUUGUACCUUCGUACUUCGAGUUCCGAGGAACGGAAAUUUAGAUGCGAACCGCGCAACCGUAACGCGUUGGUGUAAAUAAAAAUUUAGACGAUGCGACGGUCGGUGUGUCAAUUGGGAGACUGAAAGCACAAAGAUGGACGGAGCGUAGAAGCUGAGGACGGAGCAAUGGGAGUAAAAGGGUUAGCCGCUCGGUGGCCCUGAGCAGUCUAUAAUUCCCAGACCGCGGUUCAUGUUGACUCUUUCUUUUGGUCUCUUGACAACUUCGGGGAUAAUUGAAAAGCGACUUUUUAGUUUUUCUUGAAAUUCUUCGUAACUGUAGCGCGUAUCCUUUCGUUGGUAAUACGGGGAUGAGGACGAAUCGAACGUGUUCCUCGUUGGCGCAAACUGAGCGGAAUAAAGUCGAGCGCUGCGAUUUCGAGGACUCUCGAAACGAAGCGAAUGAAAACUUGUACGACAGACGGGGUUUGCUCGGCCUAGAGGAGUUUCUUCUUUCUUCUCGAAACUAUGGGGUUUGUCGAACCGCGGGGCUUCUCAGUUCGAAGAGAACUGCGAUACAAAAAAUUCAAUUCAGAGAGAGAGAGAGAGAGAGAGAGAGGGUUAAAGAACAACGUAAAACGGUCUCCUGCCCGAAGGCGCCACGAUGGUCCCGGUAUCGCGUCGGGAUGUACGAUUAAUCGUAUUUUAACUGUACUAAUCGAUAAAAUUGUAUCGAAGCGACCGGUUUGUAUAUGUACAUAUAUAUACAAUUACUAUUGAUCCAUUAAGGGAGAAAAAAAAUUUACUAUAUAACUAUAAACAA